This is a messenger RNA of Sinocyclocheilus grahami, 912 nucleotides long. RefSeq lists its product as uncharacterized. Gene Ontology annotation, cellular component: plasma membrane. The transcript has 8 exons. The record is from RefSeq and is a predicted model, not a curated record. Gene Ontology annotation, molecular function: transmembrane signaling receptor activity. Lineage: Eukaryota; Metazoa; Chordata; Actinopteri; Cypriniformes; Cyprinidae. Bases 1 to 912 code for a protein of 303 amino acids.
AUGUCUGUUGUGGAUAAUCGAACAGAAAAUGUGUUCACGGCGACACUGAGAGAAGCUGAAGUGAGUGACUCCGGCACGUACUGGUGUUCUGUUACCUUACCUGGAUACGAUGCUGGCACACAUCUUUACCUGCAGGUUACAGAAGCUGAAGCAGGGCUCCGUGUCUCCAGUCAGACUGUGUCAGGUUAUGAGGGUGGUAACGUCACCAUCCGCUGUCGCGGCGCUUCACACUGGUGUAGGAUCAGGGGAUCUUGUGUUGGGAGAGAUGGAGGAUCUCUAGAGAGAACUGCAGUGCUGUGUGAUGAUGGUGAUGCUCUGAGAGUGACGCUGUGGCAGCUGCAGACAGAGGACAGUGGAUGGUACUACUGCUCUGAUGGGGAUUCACAGAUGCCUGUUCAUGUUACUGUGAUGAAGGCCCUAGAUAUUACACAGUUUACAACUAACCCCUCUGAGAGCACGCCACCACUCAGUGCAGACAGGCGGUUGCUGUGGCUGCUCAUUCUGGGAGUGAUGCUGCCCAUUACAGUCUGCGGAGCUGUGAUGCUGAUCAAAGCAAGGAACAAGAGAAAACAAAGAGCUGAAAGCUCAAAUCUUCAUAAUCACAUGAACAAACAGCAACUGCUCAAAGAAACUGGGAAAAACAGUGAGGUUACAUGUGAAAAUCUCUAUGAAUUCAUGACUGCAAAUAAAGCAGACACUCAGGGAAAUGGAAAAAACAAUGAGGUUGCAUGUGAAGAUCUCUAUGAAAGCAUGACUGGAAAUAAACAAAACACUCAGGGAAAUGGGAAAUACGAUGAGGUUGCAUGUGAAGAUCUCUAUGAAAUUAUGAACGGAAUUAAGCAAAAAACUCAGUUGACUGCAACAGAUAAUAAAAACAUAUAUGCAUCUAUGGUCAGAAAAGUGAAAAAAUGA